GUAGUAAACUUUGGGUAUACCUCUCCAUUAGGUUUUUGAGGGUGUCUCUCUCUCUCUAUCUGUCUCUCAGGGUGCUCCUCCUCCUCUUUCCUUUUUCUACGUACCUGAGUUUUUUUUUAUUUUGUGAGGAGGAGAGGGUUUUAGGUGCUCCAGCAAGAGAAACUCUCAGAGAGUCUGAAUGGCUGAAGAGAGUUUUGUUGGUGAUUUGCCAGUGAAGAGGCCAAGAGAAGAUGAAGAGAACGGGGCCUUUGCUGCCACUGAAGCCAUGGAGACACAGACCAACAGUAGCGAUUAUAUUUCCUCUGUUAUUCCUGGCUGGUUCUCUGAGAUUAGCCCAAUGUGGCCUGGAGAAGCACAUUCCUUGAAAGUAGAGAAGAUCUUAUUUCAAGGGAAGUCUGACUAUCAGAAUGUCAUGGUCUUUCAGUCAUCAACAUAUGGAAAGGUUCUAGUUUUAGAUGGGGUGAUUCAGCUAACAGAGAGGGAUGAAUGUGCGUAUCAAGAAAUGAUCACUCACCUUCCUCUUUGCUCAAUUGUAAACCCAAAGAAGGUUUUGGUUAUUGGUGGAGGAGAUGGUGGGGUCCUACGGGAAGUGGCUCGGCACUCUUCUGUUGAGCAGAUUGACAUAUGUGAAAUAGAUAAGAUGGUUGUUGAUGUUUCUAAAAAAUUCUUCCCUGACGUAGCCAUCGGGUAUGAGGAUCCCCGAGUGACUCUCCGUGUCGGUGAUGGAGUUGCAUUCUUAAAGGCUGUUCCUGAAGGUACUUAUGAUGCAAUCAUAGUAGAUUCUUCCGACCCAAUAGGUCCUGCUCAAGAGCUUUUUGAGAAGCCCUUUUUUGAGUCAGUAGCAAAGGCUCUCCGUCCAGGAGGAGUUGUGAGCACACAGGCAGAAAGUAUAUGGCUUCACAUGAACAUCAUUGAGGAUAUUGUGGCAAACUGCCGUCAGAUCUUCAAAGGCUCUGUCAACUAUGCUUGGACUACUGUUCCUACUUACCCAAGCGGGAUGAUUGGUUUCAUGCUUUGCUCUACCGAGGGACCCCCUGUUGAUUUCAAGCAUCCAGUUAAUCCUAUAGAUGUCGAUGAUAGUCAAAGAAAAUCAAAACCUUUGAAAUUCUACAACUCAGAGUUGCAUACAGCGGCUUUCUGUUUGCCUUCUUUUGCAAAGAAAGUGAUUGAUUCAGGGGCUGAAUGAUAGAAUGUUGAAGAUCAGUGAAGGAGCAGGCUAAAGCUGUUGUCAAGGGUUUGGUCUUCAUCGUCCCCGAAAGGUCUAUUCGGCAAUGAGCUAUGGAAGAAGUUGAAGUUUAAAUUUAUGUUCUCAGCGAUGGUUUAGUUGAGAGAACUUGAUUACUUUGUUUUUUAUGGAUUUCAAGGGUCAGACCCACCUUAAAAUUAUUAUCGAGAUUAUGAAAAUUUUCAAAAGCAA
Messenger RNA from Populus nigra (black poplar), 1417 nucleotides. RefSeq names its product spermidine synthase 1-like. The transcript has 9 exons. Gene Ontology annotation, molecular function: spermidine synthase activity. Gene Ontology annotation, cellular component: cytosol. Lineage: Eukaryota; Viridiplantae; Streptophyta; Magnoliopsida; Malpighiales; Salicaceae. Gene Ontology annotation, biological process: spermidine biosynthetic process. The coding region runs from base 179 to 1186 and encodes 335 amino acids. The record is from RefSeq and is a predicted model, not a curated record.